AUGGCCAUCCGCGAGUUGGAGGAAAGCGACUAUGGCAAAGGCUUCCUGGGGAUCCUCUCGCAGCUGACAACGUUGGGCGAGGUCCCGGAGGACGUUUUCGUCGAGCGGUUCAGGGAGCUGCGCGGCUCGCCGGACUACAGGGUCCUGGUGGCGGAGGAGCCCGAGCGGGGGCGGGUGGUGGGCGCGGCCACGCUGUUCGUGGAGCGCAAGUUCAUCCACGCCUGCGGGAAGGUGGGCCACGUGGAGGACGUGGUGGUGGACGUGGGCUGCAGGGGGCACGGGGUGGGCCAGAGGCUGGUCGCGGCGCUGCUGGAGGCCGCCAGGGAGGCGGGCUGCUACAAGGCGAUCCUGGACUGCGCGGAGCAGAAUCAGGGCUUCUACGAGAAGUGCGGCAUGGUGAGGAAGGAAGUGCAGAUGGUGAAGUACUUCGAUCGAUGA
This is a messenger RNA of Ostreobium quekettii, 438 nucleotides long. Lineage: Eukaryota; Viridiplantae; Chlorophyta; Ulvophyceae; Bryopsidales; Ostreobiaceae. The record is from the annotation of a GenBank genome assembly.